AUGUCAGUGAUGAGAAAUCACACAGCAAUAACAACUUUCAUUUUGCUGGGACUGACUGAUGACCCACAACUGCAAGUUCUGAUCUUUAUCUUUCUGUUUUUCACUUACGUGUUGAGUGUAACUGGAAAUUUGACUAUUAUAAUCCUUACAAUUGUGGAUCCCCACCUUAAAAUUCCUAUGUACUUUUUCCUCAGAAAUUUUUCCAUAUUAGAAGUUUCAUUUACCACUGUAUGUAUUCCCAGAUUUCUGUACAGCUUAUCAACUGGAGAUAACAUCAUCACAUACAAUGCUUGUGCAUGUCAAAUAUUUUUUGUUAUUCUCUUUGGAGCAACUGAGUUUUUUCUUUUGGCAGCCAUGUCCUAUGAUCGCUGCAUGGCCAUAUGUAAACCUCUUCACUAUAUGACCAUCAUGAACAACAGAGUGUGUACAUUAUUAGUUUUCUCUUGCUGGGUGUCUGGCUUGAUGAUUAUAGUCCCCCCUCUGAGCUUGGGCCUCCAGCUGGAAUUCUGUGACUCCAAUGCCAUUGAUCAUUUUAGCUGUGAUGCAAGUCCUCUCUUAAAGAUCUCAUGCUCAGACACAUGGGUAAUUGAACAGAUGAUUAUAAUUGUGGCAGUAUUUGCACUAAUUAUUACAUUGUUCUGUGUCAUUCUGUCCUAUGCAUACAUCAUCAGGACAAUAGUGAGAUUUCCCUCUGUGCAGCAAAGGAAGAAGGCUUUUUCCACUUGCUCCUCCCACAUGAUUGUGGUGUCCAUGACCUAUGGCAGCUGCAUCUUCAUCUACAUCAAGCCAUCAGCAAAGAAAGAGGUGGCCAUAAAUAAAGGAGUUUCAAUUCUAACAACAUCUGUUGCACCCUUGUUAAAUCCAUUCAUUUACACUUUGAGGAACAAGCAAGUGAAACAGGCUUUCAGUGACUCUAUCAAAAAGAUUAAGUUUCUUUCAAAAAAGGGGAAGUUUUACUCUGAGAAAAUUUGUAUGUCUACUUAA
Octodon degus (degu) is the source of this 984-nucleotide messenger RNA. Its product is annotated as olfactory receptor 6C2. Bases 1 to 984 code for a protein of 327 amino acids. The record is from RefSeq and is a predicted model, not a curated record. The transcript has a single exon. Lineage: Eukaryota; Metazoa; Chordata; Mammalia; Rodentia; Octodontidae. Gene Ontology annotation, biological process: G protein-coupled receptor signaling pathway. Gene Ontology annotation, cellular component: membrane. Gene Ontology annotation, molecular function: G protein-coupled receptor activity; olfactory receptor activity.